Procambarus clarkii (red swamp crayfish) is the source of this 1536-nucleotide messenger RNA. It is a transcript of the gene imd, whose product is annotated as immune deficiency. Gene Ontology annotation, molecular function: protein binding. Gene Ontology annotation, biological process: signal transduction. NCBI's taxonomy places the organism in Eukaryota, Metazoa, Arthropoda, Malacostraca, Decapoda, Cambaridae. The record is from RefSeq and is a predicted model, not a curated record.
AUAUAUAUAUAUAUAUAUAUAUAUAUGUAUAUGUAUGUAAUAUAGGAAUAGCGUGUGAUUAUAUUGGCAACAUGGCAACAUUGAAUCCGGAUAUGACACAGUUGCCAGUUUGUAAAUUGCAAACACUUACAUUACAGCGAUAUAUUGCAUUGUCUCGUGUUAGAACGUUGACCCCCACACUUAAAUAUCUGAAGUGAAAAAUAUAAGAUAAACAUAAUAACAUAAAAGUACUUGGAACAAAUAAAAAGACUUAGGUGUAAUAUGGGCCUAAGCAACAGGUGCAUUGAGUAAGAAGGUCUUCAUACCUGUGUACAUGCGAGAGGGGGAGGAAGCCUAUUAGACUUAAUUUAUUUUAUUUAAUAUUACUAUUGUUAGUUAAUACUACGAUUGGCUGUAUAUAGACAGAUAUGCUAGAGUCUCCAAGGGUAUACAUAUAUCAGACUGUGAACGGCUGCAAAUGCCUAUAAAAAGUAUACAAGAUAUGAACGCUGGUCACCGCCUGACCUUGGCCACCCGAGGGGCAACUCUCCUAUAACGUUCCCAUCCGGACACGCUGUACACAACUAGGUCAUGUUGAAGCAACAGUACGAUAGUAGACCCCCUAACAACCCGUGUUUUCUUUACCUUCCAGGUUACUUAAGAUACAAGUCAUAUUGCACCUAAGACAACGGAUUUUGAAACCUUUUACCCAUCUUAAUCUAACAAUAUAUACGGUUUUAAAAAAACAGAAAACGAGCUCUGUCGAAUCGUCUUGGUUACGAUUUGAGCAUACUCCGUUAUACAGCACUCUGCGGAUAAAGUCUUUAUCGUAACACCUCCACUGCUUACCGGUAUUACACGGACGACGCCCUCACACACUACACUAUGGGGGACCUGACCACCGAUGCUGUUCCCAUGGGCAGCCAACCCAAUCAUAGAUCCGAUGAACUGAGAGGAAGUAGAAACCUGCAACGGGAGCCGCUGGUGUACAACAUCACCGGUAGCACGGGUGUCCACAUUGGCCCCGUCAUCCACCACACCGUGUCCCAGCAGCGUCCCCGGCUCAGCCCUCAGGACAUGCCUCUACAGAAAGACGUGGACGCCCUACGGAGGUGCAGGCGGGAGAUCGAGGAGCGCGACAAGUUUGUGGUUAGCGAACACCUAGGAUCGACCUGGAAGUCCCUGGGCCGCUUGAUGGGGUUCUCCCCGGGUCAGAUCGACAACCUCGAGGCUGACAACACCCGCAGCGUCGACCGUGCCUACGAGCUCCUCAACUCCUGGCAUGACAGAGAGGCUCAGGACGCCACAUUAGACAAGUUGACCAACCUUCUCCUCGUCGUCAAGGCCUACCCUGUUGUCAAGAGGCUCAAGCCUUGAUGCACGAGCCCAACCUAGUCGGACGAUAAUAGACCAAUAGACUUAGGAGGAAUACACACUGUUAACACUUUUUAAGUUUCCAAUAUACUUCAACUGUAAAGCCCCACAUUAGUGUUAAAACGGUCAUAUGUCAGAUAUAUAUAUAUAUAUAUAUAUAUAUAUAUAUAUAUAUAUAUAUAU